AUGUCGCCCCCUAGUGGUCCGGCAUCCAGGAGCGGUACCAUCCUUCAGCAUCACACACUAGAAGGGGAUAACAGAAGGCGGCUGGGAGGAAGGAGAAGGUGCCAGACCAUCUUGGAGCUGUAAGCCAUGUCUCUGCCAUUCCGAAAAGACUUUGAAAAGUACAAGAAUAUAAAUGAGGAUGAAAUUCUUAGCAAACUAUCAGAGGAGGAAUUGAAACAGCUGGAGAAUGUCCUGGAGGAACUUGAUCCCGAGAAUGCCUUGUUACCUGCUGGAUUCCGACAGAAAGACCAGACAACGAAGGAAGCUUCCGGAGGAUUUGACAGAGAGCACCUACUGGAUUAUUUGCGCAAAGAAGCCAUGGAGCACCAAGACAGGGAGGACGUUGUACCUUUUACUGGUGAAAAGAAAGGUAAAGUGUUUGUUCCCAAGCAUAUGCCAAUGGAACGCCAGCCAGAGGACAGGGUGACCUUGGAGCCAGAACUGGAAGAAGCUCUUGCCAGUGCCACAGACACUGAGCUCAGCGACCUCGCUACUGUCCUCGGAGUGCAGCAUUUUGCAAGCAGAACAGAGGGUAAUGAAGAUGGACAAGAUGCAGUAGAGCUUAGAAAUGUUGUCAAAGCUGAAAAGGUAAAACCAGCAUUUGAUGAUCCCCCAAACCCAACAAAUGUAGAAGAGAGUUUGCAGAGGAUAAAAGCCAAUGAUCCGUUCCUCCUUGAUGUGAACCUAAAUAACAUUAAGAACAUCCCAAUACCAACACUUAAAGAAUUUGCAAAAUCUUUGGAGUCGAAUACCCAUGUGAAGUCUUUCAGCCUUGCAGCAACAAGAAGUAACGAUCCAGUAGCUAUAGCUUUUGCAGAUAUGCUGAAAGUGAAUAAAACACUGAGAAGCCUGAACGUGGAAACCAACUUUAUCACGGGAAGUGGAAUCCUGGCUCUUGUGGAAGCCCUGAAAGAGCAUAAGACCUUAACAGAGAUCAAAAUUGCCAAUCAGAGACAGCAGCUGGGGACUGCCGUGGAGAUGGAAAUUGCUCAGAUGCUCGAAGAGAACUCAGCAAUUCUGAAAUUUGGAUAUCAAUUUACACAGCAAGGUCCAAGGACCAGAGCCGCAGCCGCCAUUACAAAGAAUAAUGACUUAGUUCGUCAGAAACGAAUUGAAAGGGAGCAUCAAUAAGUGAAGAGAAGAUGAAGAUACAGAAGACAUCUCUGUUGAGAAUAAAGGGAAACACAGUUGUAAGCCGGUGACAGCUGCACUAUACAGCCAGUCUUAUUGGACUACUUUGCAUUGCUGAUUUUACAAGAUUCUGGUCUCAGCACUAUUAAGGGGGACAUUAAGGAAAAUAUUAUCCAAAUACCUGCACUUUUCACCAAUGCUGACCCAGUGUAGACUGUACAGACACCCUGUGACGUAAAAUGCAUGGUAGUUUGAUGUUUGGGUCACUUACUUGAUAUUAAUGUUGCCAAUCCUUAAGGUGCUGUCAUGUGACCAUUUUUGUUAUGUACAUAGAAUCACUAUCAUGCAUUUUCAUAUAUGUCAUCUAUAAGCUAUUGCAUUUUUUUUAUAUAUUUUUACAUUUGUUCAUUUUUUAGGAAAGCAGAAAUAUAACACAUUUGGAAAUACAGCAUUUCUUGUUCCUCCAGGGGGUAAAUUGACAGAGGCAGCCAAAUAAGAAUUAUUGGUGGCGAUUUACAAAAACUGGAGUACUCAGAAUCAGGUGCAGCUGUAGCUGUGCAUGGCAGCUUGUUCAAUUAAAGUGUUUGUAAAUCCUCAAUUAAAAAAAAAAAAAUUACAAACAUGCAGAGGCAUUGCUAUGGGGGUGCGGGCCGCACCGGAUAACACCCACCGCUAGACACUGUACUUCUGCUUGCAGAGCUGCAGCGGAGUGGUGUAACACUCCCCUGUAUUUAGCUGUCCCUCGGGGAUCUCCAAUGUCUCCGGAGGCAGUCGGAGUUGGUGGGCGGAGCUGGGGGUGUGGCUGUCUCUUCCACUCCUCCCACAGACUUGUUUACUCUGGCUGAUCCCACAGCUAAAGGAGAAAGAAACGAGGACACAGCAGCAUCUGCAGGCAUGCUGUAAGUAACUGCACUGCUGCAUGUCACUACAUAGAGUCCUAACCUGGCACCAUACCACCCCAGCCUACCCUAUGCCACCGCAACCUGCUCUAUACCACCCCAACCUACCCUAUGCCACCCCAACCU
This is a messenger RNA of Rana temporaria (common frog), 2195 nucleotides long. It is a transcript of the gene TMOD2, whose product is annotated as tropomodulin 2. The coding region runs from base 127 to 1170 and encodes 347 amino acids. The transcript has 10 exons. Gene Ontology annotation, molecular function: tropomyosin binding. Lineage: Eukaryota; Metazoa; Chordata; Amphibia; Anura; Ranidae. Gene Ontology annotation, biological process: myofibril assembly; pointed-end actin filament capping; muscle contraction. The record is from RefSeq and is a predicted model, not a curated record. Gene Ontology annotation, cellular component: striated muscle thin filament; myofibril.